Messenger RNA from Pestalotiopsis fici W106-1, 411 nucleotides. RefSeq lists its product as uncharacterized. Lineage: Eukaryota; Fungi; Ascomycota; Sordariomycetes; Amphisphaeriales; Sporocadaceae. Bases 1 to 411 code for a protein of 136 amino acids. The record is from RefSeq and is a predicted model, not a curated record. The transcript has a single exon.
AUGGCCUACCCUUUGGACCAUUUCCCCCACCUUAAUGGGGCCCCUCCCACGGUCCACCCCGUGAUCUCUGGAUCUCAAAACGAUAGAUCCUCAUUGACGGAUGAGAACGUCGAUUGGGACCAGUUAUUGCUGAGAUUCCAGGAUGAUGUGGACGAGCAAACGUGGGCUGCGGACACCUCAGCUAUCGGCGAGGCCCAGUCCCAGUCGGAACACCCAGCCGGCAGCCCUGGGCCAGAAUUGGAUCUUAUUGGGGCUGGUGAUCUGGCACCCUUGCUUAAGUUCCUAAAUGAGCCAGUGCUGCCCGUUCCGCUGCCGUCACCACAGCCGCAGCAAGAUCAGGAAGACGAACCAUUGCUGCUCGUGCCGCCACCACAGCAGCAGCAAGACGAGGAAGAGGAUGAUUGUAAGUGA